CAUCUGGCAAUCAAAACUGCAGAGUGACUCAGUGAGGAUCAGCUGUCGCUCCCAAACACACGACAACAUGUUUUCCUGGGGAGAGGACUGUCAGCGCGGGUUUUACGUGAAAGACGGCUCCGGUACCGACAGCACGACCACUGAUGAUGGAGUUCAUUAUUUAAACCUCAGCCAUCACAUCGCGGAUCUGUCGGCAGGUCGAAACGUGCUGGCUUUCGUUAAAAGUAACGGAAACGCGUUCAUUAUCCGCACAAACGAGAGCAAGGAUGGGAGAAGAGCGAGAGGCAGGCAGAAGUUUGUGAAACACAAAGAGAAGAUAGAGGCUGUGAGUUGUGGCGAUGAUGUGGUCGCACUGCUGUCUGAGAGCGGCAAAGUCCUCUGUGUGGACACGAGACACCCACCCUUCACUCCCAGCCCACUGGAAGCUUUUUCUAACAAACAGGUUUCUCAGGUUGCUUGUGGGAGUCAGCACUCAGUUGCGCUAACCAAAGAUGGUCAGCUGUAUACGUGGGGUCAGGACUGCAGGGGCCAGCUGGGUCUGGGUACGAGAGAGUCUGUCUGCAGAUCACCUCAACAUGUCCCAUCACUGUCAGCGAUCCCCCUGAUCCAGGUCGCUGCAGGAGGAGACCAGAGUUUCGCCCUCUCUGUCUCUGGAGGUGUUUUCAGCUGGGGGAGAAAUGACUGUGGACAGCUCGGGCUGGGAGACACAAAAGACAGACACACACCAGCUCCUGUUCAGUGUUUGAAUAUGAAGAAAGCUCAGCGCAUUUCCUGUGGACAGGACCACACGGCCAUUCUGACAAAGCAUGGUGCAGUGUUUACAUUUGGCUCCGGUCAACACGGACAGCUCGGCCACAACUCACUACGCAACGAACUGCGUCCUCGACUUGUUGCAGAGCUCUGGGGGGCAAAGGUCACCAAGAUUACAUGUGGACGGAAUCACACUUUAGCGCUGACCGAAUCCAAGCAGGUCUACUCCUUUGGUUGUGAGAAUCAAGGGCAGCUGGGACAUCGAGAGGAGAGUAAUCCAUCUGUGCCGCUGCCUGUUCGACUGCCACAGGGCACCAAUGGGCGCAAAAUCAGAAACAUCUUCGCAGGAGAAAACUGUUCAUUUGCAACAUGUUCAUCUGAUGAGGGCAUUCACGAGGGUUCAAACACAGACUGUGGCAUUGCAUCACAACACUGUCUUGAUAACAUGGUUGACAAAUGGAUCACUGAAUGUGAUUUAAAGUCAUGGAAAAAGAUUAAACAGGAAAUCUUGGAGGCAUUUUCCUCUGCAUCCUGUCUGAAUAAAAGUUUCCUUGAACUAAGCGGUGAUAAACAUUUCCAAACUUCACCAAAGUACCCUGGCUUGAACAUGAAACAUGCACGGCGUGCUUUCACAAAACUGGCAAAGAAGGACAAUGUUCUUGCAGAGAUCGAGGCUGCAGUGCUACACCUGCUUCCUUCCCUCGAUCAGAAACCAGUGGGAGUGGAGGGGUUGAGAAUCUACCUUCUUCUCAAUGAGCUUCUGCACACAGUCCUGAAACACACACGGCAACGGAGAAUAAAGCUCGCUGUGGCGGUAGCCAAUGCAGUAACAAGGUUGUCAAAUGAAAGCCUCCAGAUUAUAGGCGACUGGUGGUCCUCUCUGUCGCACUCCACCAUGAUUCGACACAUUAACGUGUGGAAGCAGGCCCUCUCAGAGAUCCUGUCCUUUGUGCCUGUUCCCCGCAACUCCGGGGUCAGAAAUCUGCUGCUAGUCCUCAAAUACAUGUACAACGCCAACAGCAGGGUUGUGGAAUCUCGAAGAAUACCAGAGAGCAGUUUUUAUUUAUUGUUGGAUGAAGCAUUUCUUGGUGAGGAUCUGGACCACUGGCAUUUACGUUCACAAAACGGGUAUGCUAAAGCUGAGCCACUUCUCCUUUGUGACUUCCCAAUUGUGAUGGACCUGCAAUCAAAAAAAUGGGUUUUUGACUCUAAUACUGAAUACACGCAGAUGUCAAUGCAGAUGAGUUACUACUUGGAGAAUUUCUUUGACUAUUGGGGAAUUUUUGAUGAUUAUGAUGAAGAUGUGUUUUUACUGGACCUGAGGCGAGCAACCAUUUUGGAAGACACCUUUGAACAACUGGCGGAUGCUUGUGACACAGACUACAAGAAGCCACUUAGGGUCUUCUUUGAUGAAAAUCCUAUGAUCGAUGACGUCUACAGGAAAGACUUUUUUUAUGAAGUCUUUCAUGACUUGAUCUCAGCUGAAUCUGGGAUGUUCAUGUUCAAUGACUCUGAAACACUGGCAUGGUUCUCCUCAAAAGUACCUCAGGAAGACCAGCGUUUCUUCCUGUUUGGAGUUCUGUGUGGAUUGGCCUUGUACAACCAGUGCAUCGUCCACUUACCCUUCCCACUGGUGCUGUUCAAGAAGCUGCUUGGUGUAAGGCCUUCACUGGAGGAUUUGAUAGAAUUCAACCCAAGUGUUGGAGAGAGUCUGCAGUACAUCCUGGAGGACUACAAAGAUGAUGACUUGGAAAACCUGGACAUGUAUUUUUCGAUCAACUGGGAUGGAAAGGAGAUUGACCUUGAUCCUGAAAGUCCUGAAAAGUUGGUGACAAGUCAAAAUAAGAAGGAGUUUGUGGAUGCCUAUGUGAAUCAUGCCUUCAACACAUCAGUGGAGAAUGUGUUUCAGGAGUUCAAGAGAGGCUUCUUCCUGGUGUGUGAGCGGGAUUUGGUGAAACUCUUCAGGCCAAAGGAGCUGCAGGAAGUGAUGGUGGGCAAAGACUUCAGUGACUGGGAAAAGCUGAAACAGAACACACAUUAUGAAGGUGAAUACAGCACAGACCAUCCCACCAUACAGAUGUUUUGGGAGGUUUUUGAUGAAGUGACUGAGAACCAGAAGAAAGCUUUCCUUUGGUUUGUGACAGGGUUUGACCGGGUGCCAAUUCUCGGUAUGGACAAAAUCAAGAUGCAAGUCAAAGUUAAAGAAGUCAAGGACCUCUCCUAUGACCAGUACUAUCCUGAGACACACACAUGCUUCUCGACCUUGGAGCUGCCGUUAUACUCAACUAAGGAGAUCAUGCAAACCAAACUCAAAGAGGCCCUGAGCAACAAUAAGAGGAUCCAUAAGUGAUCAACAAUAAAUGCCAACAUUUUACUGUACUGAACAGAAGACAUAACAUUGUAAUGCUGCACUUUGUGAAUUGCUGACCAAAGAGUAGCAUUUGUAGUUAGUUGUGAUGCUGCUGAUUAUGAUGAUGAUGUAGAGUGAAUGUAUAUAUACUAAAGAAAUCCCACCUGCUAAAAAUAAAAAUGUGAUACAUGCUUUU
Molecule: messenger RNA, 3296 nt
Organism: Oreochromis aureus
Lineage: Eukaryota; Metazoa; Chordata; Actinopteri; Cichliformes; Cichlidae
Product: probable E3 ubiquitin-protein ligase HERC4
Exons: 24
Coding region: 68-3100 (1010 amino acids)
Biological process (GO): protein ubiquitination; ubiquitin-dependent protein catabolic process
Molecular function (GO): ubiquitin protein ligase activity
Source: RefSeq, a predicted model, not a curated record